Messenger RNA from Dendroctonus ponderosae (mountain pine beetle), 5314 nucleotides. RefSeq lists its product as uncharacterized. Gene Ontology annotation, biological process: proteolysis. Bases 1548 to 4532 code for a protein of 994 amino acids. The record is from RefSeq and is a predicted model, not a curated record. NCBI's taxonomy places the organism in Eukaryota, Metazoa, Arthropoda, Insecta, Coleoptera, Curculionidae. The transcript has 7 exons. Gene Ontology annotation, molecular function: serine-type endopeptidase activity.
AGUUUUCACAAAACAUUUUUUAAUGUGCUUUUCCAGCUUGACAUGCUGUGUAGCGGCUGCAUACAUCACACCAUCUCAUGAUUUGUGAAUGCUUUUCUCUGCUCGUAUCAUUAGCUAGGGAUAAUUUAACUGGAUUUUCACACGAGCUCACGGAUUAGUUUUUUGCUCAAUAUUUAUAAAAUUUGCACUUUUACAGUUUGACUAUUGGUUGAUUGAUUAAGUUAUUUUGGCAGUGUAAUGCAAUAGAUGUUUUAAGACCUUUUUACCUACAGUUUACAAAUAAUAACCGGGGUUCUAAUUAGUGUUUGUUUUAAUUACUUUAUUUGAGCGUACAAUUUUCGGUUGCAUUUGAAUAUAUUUAAUUACGUUGUUUAACUAGGGUCUCAACGCAUUAGGUGUCAAAUAACAGCACAAUUAAAAGAUAUGAUUCUUGAGACACUGCAACUUAAGCUGAAAUAGUGGAGAUUAAAAGUUCCUUAUUUGAGUCUAAAGAAAUCCUACAAAUAUUAGAUAUGAAUGAAAAAGAGUGAGAAUGUUGCCUCCUUAUACCCUAAAAAGAGGCAAGUACAUUAUUUAAAGACGAAUUGAGGCUUUUGAGCAUCUUUCGGAUUUAACAGAAUUUGCGUAUUUUUGGACACUUUUUGAGGACACCCUGAUCUUUAUUUUGCUCUUUUCAGUGAAAAAUUACCCUUUCAAAUAAAAAAAAAAUAACAGAGGCAUACAACAGAAAGCAUACAAGCAACAUACAACAAUACACGAGAUAACUGAGAUAAUCAGCUAUUAACUCGCCGUGUAUAAUAAAUGCAAUGUAAUUUGAAAUGUUAAUAAAAGGCAGUCGUACCGAUGGUACCACAUUUAUAAAUUCCAGAUAUUAGGCAAAAUGAGCAAAACAGCAAUUAUCCUUUCUUAUCCUUUGACAUUCAAUUGCUUAUUCAGCCAUGCAAAGAAGCAGCAAGAGUGAAAGUGGUCUGCAUGGUCGUACCCUCACGGUGGUUGCCAAUCGAGAAAGUCACUCUCUUCGCUGAAUCAGUCGAGACCAUCUAGUCGGCUACGGUAACCUAAGCGCGCCGCUACCCGAUUGUUUUUACUUCUUUGUUCUGCAAAAAAAACAGCCUAACGACGUUCAGCGCGUUUACUUCGCGAAGUGCGUGACUGAAGAGACAUUGAAUCGGUUUGCGUGCUACCACUUGGCUGGAAUUGCAAGUUUUUAGUUUUUGGAUAGUUUCUUAGUAAUUGCCAAAAAUUAAUACCCGAGCGGAGUAAGUGGACAAAAAUGCCUAAUUGGAAAAACCAUAGCUGAAUGACUUGUAAUUACUAAAGCAAAAAAUUUAAUGAAGCUACCAAAACACUUUUACCUAGAGAGUGAAAUUUUCGAGCAGUUAUUGACGAUUUACUUCUUAGAACAGUCACUCUGGUACUAUUGUGGUUUGAGGAAUUUGAAAAUCAUCGCCACCAUCAGCAAAUGAAUUAAGACCGCAACACAGAUCAACGCUACCUGCCGCCAACGCCAACACCAAAAUAAAUGGGAUUAUUUCAAAUUCCCCAAAAUGAACAAGUUCCAUUCAUCAGUGCUGGCACUAGUUUUGAGUAUUUUGCUAAUUCAAGCUGCAGAUCCUCCAGUUGAAAACACCACCAACAGUCUACUGGACUCCUUACCAAAACUAACCCCUCGGCCUCAAAUGAAAACCGAAAACAAAUCAACCGCAUUAGAGCAAACCAACGAACAUUUAGUACAUCUCUAUAAUACUUUGAAAAAUAUCCAGCAGCAAGCCCAGAACGAAUCUACUCGGCGAAUCUACAAUGGACUCGACGAGUUUUUGCAAAAGCCUGACAAAAGUGCCGAUGAAAAAGUUCUGGAGAACCAUUUUGUGAGACCACUAUUAAGUGAAUAUCAAGACUUGAUUCAUGCCGAGCCAGCGUACGAUUAUGCUGAAAGCAGUGGAAGAAUUUCCAAGGAGGAUUACGUUGAAAACUUCCAAAUCCUCUCCAAAGAGGAAAUCAAUGUUCUGCUACAUAACGCCGAUAAGUACCAACAAAAUGAUUUUCAACAUGACGCCACCAAUGGCGUUGGAAGCGGAUACGGAUUGCCAGUAAGCUCAAGCGGCGACUUUGAACCACCAAGUCAAAAGCAUAAUAUUAAUUUUGCCGAUGGAGCAAGCAGUGAUCAACAAGCCCCUUCCAAUGAAAAAGAAAUUGACAUCACGUAUAAAUCAAAGGAAAAUAAUUUUCAAAACAUAGAACAAAACGAAUUUAUUCCCCCCAAACAGGAGCAAAAUGCUUACACCGGUAAUACGGCCGAGCCUCAUCUGGAAGCAGGAACAGACAAGCAGAAAAGUGUGGAAAUCGCCUUUUUCAAAUGGCAAGACAGUUCAUUUGAUAACAUCCAGAGCAGUGGAGCCGAUUUGGCGCCUCCAGCUAAAACUGGAGAAGAAUAUGGAACUAUCGGCAGCAGCUUUCCAAAAGCUGCUGCAAACAAAGGGACUUCAGAACCGUUUCAAAUCAAUGCAGGUGAUGCCAGACCGGCGCAAAUUAGCCAAACCUCCACUUUGGAAAAUAAUAGUGGAGACUUAAGCCCACCUCCUGGUAACGGCGAUAGUUAUGGCACCAUUAAGGCAGGAGGAUUGACAAAUGUAAAAAUACCUGCGAGGUUAAACGCAAAAAGAGUCAGCCCAUUGGUCGAUAUUGACGUGCAAAGCAAUGACGACUCCCAGCUGGGAAAAAGCAACGAUUUUAGGGCGAAUGCACACGCAAAUCGGUAUGAGGGAGUCGAACCACCUCAAGGUAUCGAUGUUCUGCCAUUGGAAAAUGACGGCCAAGGUCCGAAUGAAUUUCGCAAAAGAAGCGAAAACGGAAGUGGUGAAAAAGUUUCCAGACCAGACGAAAACAACAAACUAGACACAUCUUUAACCAGACGGGAUGAUACGUCGCUUGAAACAAACGACAGAGAGCACAUUGGAGAAAUUCUCCCCCCGGGCUUCAAGUUUGAAGAACGGCCGAUUAAGGUAAUGAAAUUCCCAGUUCAGCACAGCUCCAGACGCCAUAUGAGAAAGUCCUACACGUACGACGACGGAUUCUACUCGGGUCACAAUCAGGAAACCCCUAGAAAUCUGAUUUCUUUCCCAGCGGAAAGGUACCGGCCAGAGUACGAAGCAAGCGACAUAUCAAGUGAGAGUUUCGAACCCAACAAUUACUCAACAGGAAAAUCAUUUCCCACCCCAGAAAGCUCAGCUAGAGCCAGAUUCAAUGAAUUAGCGGCUUUUCGCUAUCCGAGAAGGCUCAGAGGACUUUCAGGUCCAUACGACAGUGCACAUAUAAGCUUUCAGCCUAUCAGAAGCGAACCGCCAAGGGAGGCCUAUUUCGACCCUUCAGCACGUUAUCAAACAGCCUGGUCAAGCCCUUCAAGAAGACCUAGAGUCAUUUUUCCCAGCGAUUUAGUACAAUUCAGGGACCCGGCUAAUGCAGGAAGUGCACCAGCUGAAGAAGUAGACUGGCUAGCUGGUGACAACAGUUUACAGGAUUUGGAAGGAGCUGAUAGUAGAGAUAGAGGCGACGUCUCAUUCUGUGCCCAAGGAGCAACUUGUGAAUUUUUCCUCUCCUGCUGGAUAUCUGGUGGUUUAAUCGACAACCCUUGCGAUGGUAUUUUAAGGGGCUGCUGUUUCAGAGGCGUUGCUAAAACAGGAUUUUUGACGCAAGGUCCUGCUGUGGGGACUAUCGAAGCCCCUCCGGAAGGGCCCCGAGGACGAGACGUUACUUUGCUUGAUGGUGUUCGUUGUGGAAUAUCAUCCAAACAGCAAGCUCAAAGAAGAAUUGUUGGAGGUGAAGAAGCAGGAUUUGGAACGUUUCCUUGGCAAGCGUAUAUCAGAAUAGGAUCCUCAAGAUGUGGUGGUUCAUUGAUCAGUAGAAGACAUGUGGUAACUGCAGGACAUUGUGUCGCGAGAGCAACACCUCGACAAGUUCACGUGACUCUUGGCGAUUAUGUCAUUAACUCAGCAGUGGAACCGCUUCCUGCUUAUACCUUCGGGGUGUCCAGCAUUCAGGUUCAUCCAUUUUUCAAAUUCACCCCACAAGCCGACCGAUUUGAUGUGGCAGUUCUCCGUCUGGAUAGAGCGGCCCACAAUUUACCCCACGUUACCCCCAUUUGCUUGCCGACUAAAGGGGAGAAUUUUCUCGGCGAUGUGGGACAUGCAGCUGGAUGGGGUGCUUUAAGCCCCGGAUCCAGAUUGCGACCUCAAACUCUGCAAACUGUUAAAGUGCCCGUGAUUGAUAACAGGCAGUGUGAAAGAUGGCACAGGUCGAAAGGUAUACAAGUGACCAUCUAUGAUGAAAUGAUGUGUGCAGGAUACAAAACUGGAGGAAGAGACAGUUGUCAGGGUGAUUCUGGCGGUCCUUUGAUGUUGCAGAAAACAGGACGAUGGUUCCUAAUAGGAAUAGUUUCAGCAGGAUAUUCUUGCGCUCAACCCGGACAACCAGGAAUUUAUCAUAGAGUAGCACAUACUGUAGAUUGGAUUUCCAGAGCUGUAGCUGCUAGAUAAAUUGUCGCUCAUCAAUCCAACUGUACAGUAGAUUUAAAAGCCAAUAGGAACAUUUAAUGUGAAUAUAACUAGACUGUGACCUAGUUGUAAGUAAGCAAUUUGCACACAAAGCGAAAAACAAAAAAUAUUAACUAAUAUUAAUUGAAGAGAUGUAUUCGGUGAUCUUGACACUGCCAAUGUGUAAAUAGUUGUGUUGCUUUGAACUCUACGACAAUAUGUAUUGUAUAAUAUAUAUCUUGUAAAUAUUUGACGUUAGGAUACUAGUCAUUCUACAUUCCACACAUUGCAUUGUGGUAGUAAACAAAUCAUUAAUAAAUAAACAGUUUAGUGUCAGCUAUUUGCCACAAUGUAAACAUAGACAUGCGCGUGUAAACAGAACAGUCAGAAGACAAAUGAUCUAGAAAACUAAAACUGAACAGUUAAAGUACCUAUCUGUGUUUAAUAAAAUUUCAAUUUUGAAAUAUAGUACGUACACGAAACAAAAAAAUUGCUUUGCUAGAUAUUUUACGAACUUAAUUAUAGUACUAGUACAGAUUAAAGUAAUUGUUAUACCGGAAAAUAUUUAAGUAUUUAUUGAUUUAUUUAUGGCUUUAAGCGUGCCGAGCUUUCACAAGUAUAAUUUAUUAUGUAUAAUUUACUAGUACGUUUUAAUAUACUCGAAUUGCUGUAAAUUAGUGUGUAAGUUGUUUAAUCUCCAGUAUAUAGUUUUACGUUGUUAUGUUAAAUGUUGCGUUGAAUGAAAUCGUAUGUAGUACAAUAAAUUUUUUGAGAUUUUCUCUAAA